AUGGCUCCUAGCUACAUCCUCACCCUCUCGGGCCCCGAUCGCCCGGGAAUUGUUCACGCCGUGACUGCCUUCCUGGUCCAGCACAACUUGAACAUCGUCGACUCAUCGCAAUUCGGCGACCCCACAUCCAAACGUUUUUUCAUGCGCACACAGUUUGCGCCCGAUGGUACCACCGACCUCCCCGAACUUGAGCAAGUUCGAUCUGCUUUUAAGUCCACUGCCGAGUCUUUCUCGCUGGACUUUCAAAUUCACCCGACCGCACAGAAGCCUCGCGUUCUGAUCAUGGUCUCCAAAAUCGGCCACUGCUUGAACGACCUUCUCUUCCGCCAGUCCACCGGCCAAUUGAGCGUCGAAGUGCCGCUUAUUGUCUCCAACCACCCGGAUUUCGCACCUCUCGCUGCGACUUACAACAUCCCCUUCCACCACCUUCCUGUCACCGCCGAUACCAAGUCACAGCAAGAAGGCCAGAUCCUGGAGUUGGCAGCGCAACACAAUAUCGACCUGAUUGUCCUUGCCCGCUACAUGCAGGUUCUGUCUCCAAAGCUGUGUGAAGCUAUGUCCGGUCGCAUUAUCAACAUCCACCACUCCUUCCUGCCCUCUUUCAAGGGAGCCAAGCCCUACCACCAGGCGUAUGAUCGUGGUGUGAAGAUCAUUGGUGCCACUGCCCACUUCGUCACCAGCGAUCUCGACGAAGGCCCUAUUAUUGAACAGAAUGUUGUUCGUGUGAGCCACGGAAUGAGCCCGAAGGAGCUGACCCACGCUGGUAGCAACGUUGAGAGUAACGUUCUGGCUACCGCUGUCAAAUACUUUGCUGAGCGCCGUGUGAUCCUAAACGGACAUAAGACCGUUGUAUUCGACUAG
This is a messenger RNA of Penicillium angulare, 861 nucleotides long. Its product is annotated as formyltetrahydrofolate deformylase. Gene Ontology annotation, molecular function: formyltetrahydrofolate deformylase activity. Gene Ontology annotation, biological process: 'de novo' IMP biosynthetic process. The coding region runs from base 1 to 861 and encodes 286 amino acids. The transcript has a single exon. The record is from RefSeq and is a predicted model, not a curated record. Lineage: Eukaryota; Fungi; Ascomycota; Eurotiomycetes; Eurotiales; Aspergillaceae.